Nematostella vectensis (starlet sea anemone) is the source of this 1931-nucleotide messenger RNA. RefSeq names its product protein unc-93 homolog A. Bases 25 to 1392 code for a protein of 455 amino acids. The record is from RefSeq and is a predicted model, not a curated record. The transcript has 7 exons. Lineage: Eukaryota; Metazoa; Cnidaria; Anthozoa; Actiniaria; Edwardsiidae.
AAUGCGAAACCCAGCGAGGAUGGAAUGGAGGAAGUGAUUAUAAGAGAUGCGGAUGAAAAGCCUCAAGACCAUCCCACUUCAAAGAAAGAACAACCGGACAAUGCGAAACCCAGCGAGGAUGGAAUGGAGGAAGUGAUUAUAAGAGAUACGGAUGAAAAGCCUCAAGACCAUUCCGCUUCAAAGAAAGAAGAUUUGAGGAUUUUGAAAAAUGUCCUUGUAAUCAGCUUUGGUUUCCUGUUUUUAUUUACGGCGUUUCAAUCACUGCAGAAUCUUCAAAGCAGUUUAAACCCUGACCAGGGUCUUGGACUUGCAAGUUUAAGUGUUGUGUACGCAGCUCUUACCUUAUCUUGCAUACUGGUACCCCCAUACAUGAUCGGAAGGCUUGGUUGUAAAUGGACCCUAGUCAUAUCGAUGUUUGCCUAUGUUCUCUAUACAGUAGCGAACUACUAUGCCCGUUGGGGAACAAUGAUACCGGCUUCUAUACUACUUGGUGCUUCCGCCGCUCCCUUUUACCACUCCCUUGGUGACCCCCUAAUGGUUGUUGUUGUCUUUGCAUUAGGUGCUUCCGCCGCUCCCUUGUGGGCCUCCAAGUGUACGUACCUUUCUUCCUCAGGCAUACGUCUGGCAGAGAUCACGGGACAGGCCCAGGAAGCCAUCGUUACACGCUUCUUCGGCAUUUUCUUUCUCAUCUUCCAGAGCGGGCAAAUCUGGGGGAAUCUGAUCUCAUCCCUUGUGCUCGGACAAAAAGGCCCGGACAUCUUCCGAGAAGAUGCCAAUGAGGUGUGCGGAGUCAACUUCUGCGGGGAUCCGCCCAAAGACCCCAAUAUGACAGUUAACGUGACUGACACGCUUGCCUUGCCCGAGUACUCCCUGGUCAUUACCCUGUUGAGUAUCUACGUGGGGUGUGGCGUGAUAGCCGUGCUCCUCAUUGUCGUAUUCCUGGACCGGCUGACGGGUGAUAUGUCACGCAAGAAGGAGAGCGUGACUGGCGUGACAUUACUAGUGGCGACCCUUAAGCACCUCAAAGAUCGCAGGAUGCAGCUUGUGUUACCCAUCACUGUUUUCAGUGGACUUGAACAAGCGUUCAUAUUUGGAGAUUUCACCAAGGCGUUUGUCACGUGCUCAUUGGGUAUCCACAAAGUCGGUUUUAUCAUGAUUUGCUUUGGCGUGACCGACGCGGCGUUCUCGUACAUUCUUGGGCGCCUUACGCAGUACACGGGCAGAUUAGCGGUGUUCGUCAGCGGUUUGGUGGUCCACCUGACUGUACUCAUUAUCAUGUUAGCAUGGACUCCUGACGCUAGCCUCGUCUGGAUCUUCUAUGUACUGGCUGCACUUCAAGGCUAUGGAGAUGCGGUCUGGCAGACGCAAAUAAACGCCAUAAAAAACAAGUGAUAGAGGGAAAAAAACGAAAAAGAAGUCAAGGCCACUGGCCGAAGAUCGAACCUCAUCCAUAUCACAAAAACUGGGCGAAAAAUAGACCAUACCUUUAGCAUCUGUUAUGGACUGUACUAAAGUUGAUAAAUAUUCAUAGUUAUGAAUUGAUGUUUUCAGGCGUACUGCCAGGAUUUGUAGUGAGAUGGCGGUUUGGUGAGCAAUAACAAAAAUAUGAAAUAAUGAUAUACAUGGUGUUUCAUAAGAAUAGACCGCAAUUCGGUUGCCACGAAGUGUGCCCCCACCUUUCUUCCACAAGCUGGUUUCAGGUUUUCUGUUGUUGUUUUCUAAAUGCACCCAGACGUAAUCUUACCUUCCCCAUCGUCGUAAACCUCCGUAACGAAGUCAUCACCACUGCCGUCACGUGGUUCGAGGUAAGACGCAGGCACAGAGCCCAACUCCACAUCAACAUCAACGAAACACCAACCUAAAAUGGUCUAACAUAAGAGACCUGCACCCCCAUGUAAUGAUAAGUGAACAACCAACCUAAAAACCAAAAA